This is a messenger RNA of Babesia microti strain RI, 7974 nucleotides long. RefSeq names its product Cystein Rich Modular Protein, CRMP. The record is from RefSeq and is a predicted model, not a curated record. The transcript has 12 exons. Bases 1 to 7974 code for a protein of 2657 amino acids. NCBI's taxonomy places the organism in Eukaryota, Apicomplexa, Aconoidasida, Piroplasmida, Babesiidae.
AUGACCAAUGUAUUCAUAUUAUUUCUUCCAUUUUACUUGGGUAAUUAUGUCAAUGUAUAUGGGUCUGAUGGUAAGAAAAAAUUGUCAAAUGCAGAUUCCUUAGAAUUAGAUUCAUCUGAAAAUAUUAUAUCUGUUUUAGAAAGCUCAAUUGAUGAGGAAAAUUCUAUAAAAUAUUUGAAUCCGAAUGAACUAUCUAAUAUUGACCAAGUAAAACUGUUUGAGCAAAAAGAAUUAUUGCGCACGCACAUUCCAAAUAAAAAUGCUAAGACCGACCUUUUAGAGCCAUUUGUAGAUGUAGACUAUAAGUUAAAUUAUGAAGAACUCGAAUUUAGUGGAUUAAAUAUUAGAAUACCAGGAAUGUGCAAUGUGAAUAGUGACAUUGGAACAUUCAGACUGCAAGAGUGGGCUGAUUCAAAAUGCUCAGUUAAUGGUUCAACAUUCUGUUCAAGAUGUGAAAUGGCUAGUACUAUAGUUUGUAAAUGUUUUAGAAUAUGGCAAAUUAAAUUUUCGUAUAAGGAAAAGUCAUGCUUGACUAAUGAUGGAAAGCUGACGUUUUGUUAUGGGACAGUUGAUUUUUCAAGUUCGGAUAUAAUUUUAACCAACAUUAGUCCUGCAAUCUUAAAAUUUUCCAGUAUUUACGAAUUUGACUCAGAAUCCUCUCAAUUGCACGAAGGGUUAGAAGGUUUAUGUCAUGGGACAAACGAACUCGUACGUGUUGAUCAGAAUUAUGUUGCAAAGUGCCACAAAGAGAAAGAAAUAGAUUUUUUUAUGGAAGGAAAAUGCUUUGGAGAAUGUAAAGAAAUAGUUCCAUGUCUAGGUCUUCCAAUAGAUCCUCUAAAAUAUAGUUCACUUUUGAUCGUUAAUGAUUGGAAUUCUAUUUCUAAAAACUGUCAUAUAUAUGAUAUAAAUUACUUCGGCUAUUUUGGUUGUUCUACGCAGGAUUUAAAUAGGACAUCGAAUGUUAAUAUAAAUAAAGCAUAUUCUGCCACAGUAAACAAUACCGUACAGAUUGGUGGAAGUAUUUCAAAAUCAUGUAUAACACUUGAAAAUAAAAUUUUAUAUGUUCAACCGGGUAUACCUUUCGAUUUAAAUAUUUCGCCUGCUCCUUCCGCGCUUUACUCAUUUAAAAUAGAAUUUCACAAUCAUAAUUGUGGCAGUAAUGCAAUUGAAGAUAUUGUUAGGCCAUUCCCUCGGAAAGAUAAGCCACUUAUUAAAAAUGGAAGAGUUAUAGGGAUAAUUCUCACCGGAUUCCUAGCACCUUUAUAUUCUAAUAAAAGUAUUAAUAUAUGUGGAUGCAUUUCUAGUAAAUUUUAUAACCCCAAAGAUUCAAUUAGGGGAGAUUAUAUGUGCUCUAAAACUAAUCAUUAUAUUAUUUCAUUGGGAAAAAUAAAAAUACAAACCCCCUAUAUAGAUAUUAAUAACUUUACUAAUGUGUUGGUUGAUAAACCUUUUCUUUGGGAUAACUCCUUCCUUGCUCUAGACGGAAUAAUAAUAGCAAAAUCAUUUUAUAAAGGUUUUGAUUUUUUAAAUGAAAAGUCUUUGAUUGAAAAUUUUUAUAAUGAUUUUAUAUAUGCUCCAUACAGUAAUAGCAAUAAAGGAAAUUUACAGAAAUCUAUAUCUUUUAUUUCAGAAAUAUCUAAAGCAGAUACUAAAGUAUUGAUAAAAUUUACCAAUCCUGGCGAAUAUAUUUUAUUUUUUGUAUCUGAUACUAAAAUUCUAAUCAUUGGGUUAUAUAGUAUAUUAGGAUUUUUUAUCGGAAAAGGAGUUACAUACUCAUUAGAAGUAGGAGAUAUAUCCCGUGGGCACUCAAUUUUUUAUAAAAGCUGGGGAAUUCCUAGUGAUCAAAAUAGAUUUAUAAUAUCAGAAUAUUCGUACAAAGAUUGUUCACGCCCACUAUUUGUAAGUAGCGAUAUAGUUAAGAGCGGAACAUUUCCUACGACAUGGAUUGCUUCGAAUUUCAAUAAAUAUACCAGUGGACAAAAUUAUGAUAGUAUUUCAACUAAAAGCAUAAAUGAGGAUUUAUACAAGCCAUUUCAAUUUUGUGCCCAAAGUAAAGAUGGUACCAUUUUGAAUUUGGGGACUGGGAACUUUAGACAAUACAUUGAUCACGAAUUAGAUGAUAUUUUUCAUGUUCCUUUGAAUAAGUAUAUUAAUGAUGUUGGAAAUGAUAAUACAUUACUAACACUACCCGAUAGAAAUAUGGUAAUAAAUGGACAUCUAUAUAAUCGGAAUAUUUAUGAGGAAUAUUUAAAAAAUUAUUCAAUAGAUUUAGAUAUCAAUUUGGAACAAAGCCCAAAUAAUUUAUCAUUUAAAAAUAAUGGAGAUAUUUUUAAUCAUAUAGAUUGUCCAUAUAGCAUCUCUACAUUUACUUAUCGCUCGUGGGAUUUAUUGACACAAUUUUGGUUUGACAUACCUAGAAAUCCUUAUUCUUCAUUUCCUUAUCUGUUAAGCUUUUGGUGUUAUCCUAAUCUAAAUACUGUGUUUGUUUUCACUAGCAAUUCUGAAAACCUAACACCCAUGUACUUGAAAAAAAUUGAAUUUGCAAGGCCAACACAUUUCCAAUUGUUUGUCAACUCUUCUGGAGUAUUUGCAUUAGUGCUAACUUCUGGAGAUAAUGCUAUAUCUUUAUAUAAACUUGAUCCUAAAAUCAAAUUUAUUAAAAAGGCGAAUUGUUCAAAAUCAUUAAAGUCGCCAUCUGGAUUCGCGAUGAUUUCAUUGGAUACAUACAACAAGAUUUAUCUAAUAUUGGAUAUGAGGUCAAAUUGUAUAAUAUUAUUAGAUGGAAAACUCGAUGAAAUUGACGUGCUUUGCAAUGACAAAUUUCCCGAAAUUCAACAACCUAGUUCAGUAUCAUGUGUUCAACGCGAAGGUGUUAUCAUGGAAUGUUUUAUAAUACAAACAUUUUCAAACAGUUUGUUACGCGUACAAGUAAAUAAAGAGACUAAAAAAAUGUCAAUUGCAGAAUACUUCAAUGGUGGAGACAAUCAAAAUUUGACGCCUCUAUUGCGUUACCCUUUAUCAGUAAUUGCAUUUUCCUACAACUCCAUUGUAUUUAUUUAUCUUAUAGAAGCUGGGAAUUAUAGAUUAACAAUUUUAUCUCUACAUAAAGAUAAAAUUACAUUUUAUGGAAAAUUAAAAUUGAAUAUGCUACCUUUAAGCCAUUUUGUACUAUUAUCAUCUGCUGUUUGGCCAAACAAUUACAGAAAUGAUUAUUUGAUUGUAUUAAGAUAUGAAGUCUAUGAAGAAAAUAACUAUAUUCCUCAUAUCAACAUUGUAAGUAUUCAAGAUACGAUGUCACUGCCAAACAUAAAAUAUCCAUCAUCUGAAAGUUUACUAUUAGGAGAAAAACUAACAUUACAUCCGAAAUUUGAAAGUGAUAUAAUAAAAAAUAGCGAUUUUUUUGCAAGGAGUUCACAAAUAACAUAUAAAAUAAGGUUAUAUCAAACAGGCACAUUGAAAUCAGGGACCAAUGAACUUAUUACAAAAAUAUCUGAUGAAGAUUUUUCGGAAAUAGCUCAUAUAGACAAAUUCUCAGGGAAAGUAUAUUUAGAUAUCACAUUCAUUAAAUACCCUGUAUUAUCAUUCCAAGUAACAUAUUCAGGAGCGAUACACGAAAAGAAAACAUUAUUUGUGGUAAAGACACUAUGCCCUGAUGGCCACUAUUUUGGAAAUGGUGGAUGCUCACUAUGUCCAAUAGGAACAUAUAAUAAAUCAGAUAUGUCACAUUGGAAUAGAUGCAUUCCAUGUCCUGAAAAUGAAACUACAAUAUCAUCCGGCUCAUUUUCAAUAAAUCAAUGCUUAUGCAAACCUGGUUAUCAUUUGGAAGGGGAUGAUUAUAUUCAGGUUGAGGGGAGAAAUGAUAGAGGCUGUGUCCCAUGUCCAGCCGGUACAUGGAAGGAGAUUGUCGCGACUAAAGGUUGUUUCGGUUCAGGCUGUUAUCCAAAUAGCAGUUCUACUGUUACUGGUAGUCCUACUGAUGAAGAUCGUAAAUGUGAAUGUUUCCCCGGGUAUUACUAUCACAAAGGCGCAGGCGAUGUCAGAGAAUGCAAGAUGGCAGAAAACGGAUAUUAUUCAAAUGGAGGCUAUUUAGCUAAAAGACUUGAAUGUCCAACUAACACAACAUCAUUUGGUAUAGCUAGAAGUGUUAAAGAUUGUGUAUGUAGGCCUGGUUACCAUGCAAUAUAUAAUAAGGAUGGAACUAAUCUCUCAUAUAUUAAAUUGAAGACUAGCAUACUAGAAAGGCAUCCCGAAUUGGUUAAUGUGCAGAACGAGAUAAAUGUAUGCAUUCCAUGUGGCCUUAAUAAAUACAAAUCAGCUAUAGGCCUAUCUGGAUGUUUGGAUUGCCCAGCAAAUUCAUUUAGUGAUAGCGAUAAUGCUGUUGCUAAAUACGAAUGUAAUUUAUGCAAACCAGGUUAUUAUGAGAGUGGCAAUCCUGAUGAUCCCUGUCGAGAGUGUCCAGAAAAUAGUUUUUGUGUUGGAUCACGGCCACUAGAUACAUCAUUACAAAUCAAUUCUGGGCAAUUUGUAACAUGCCCUGCAAAUUCAUCAACAAUGCCACCAUAUUAUUUAAAUACACUACCGAUACACUGCGUAUGUAAUGAAGGUUACGAACCUACUGGACAAUUAUCACAAUCUGGCAUGAUCGAAUGUGUUCCUGUAAAACAGGGCCAUUUCAAGUUUAGCAGUGGGAAUACAAAGGGACUUCCAUGCCCACAUGGAAGUAUAACUCAAAAUGUUGGAGCCACAUCUCAAUUUAUGUGUGUAUGCCCACCAGGUUUUUAUAUGAUGGAUGGAAAAUGUACACCCUGCCUUAUGGGUCAUUUUUGUUUGGGCGGAAGGGACAUCGAUGGGAAUUUGAUACCUCCACAAAAAUGUAUAGAUGAGAAUUCUACUACAUUAAAUACCAACGCUACUAAUGAAUUGGAUUGUGUAUGUAAGCCUGGAUAUACUAGGAUCAAUCCGACUGACAAAUUUUGCAAACAGUGUCCACCAAAUCACUACAAAUCCACUACAUCGAAUGAAGCAUGUACACCUUGUAGAGGACAUUCAUCAACUGGAGAUUUAAGAGGAGCUACAUCUAAAGAAAAAUGUUUUUGCGCUCCGGGAUAUUAUUUUGAUAAGAUUUGCCUUCCAUGUGGUAAAAAUGAUAUAUAUUGCCCCGGCGGGAAAUUAGAGAUAGAUGGAUUGGCAAAGACACAUCCUCCAGUAAAAUGUCCUGAUAAUACAUUGAUUACACCGGGAGUGGAUGUUGCAAGUUCAUACGAUGAUUGCAAAUGCGCUAAGGGUUAUGCAUUUAAGAGUUUAGACGUACAAAAUAAGACUAAAAUAUGCGAAAAGUGUCCACCUGGAACAUAUAAAAGUUCUGUAUCAGAUUCUGGAUGCACUGGUCUAUGCCCAUUAAAUUCAACUAGUUUUCUAGGCUCGCAAAACUCUAAGCAAUGUUAUUGUUUAGAAAACUUUUAUCACGUUAGUGGCGGUACAUGUCUACCAUGCCCAGAAGGAUCAAUAUGUAAAGGAGGUUUAGUUCCUUAUGCUAUGGAAAAGGGUUAUGAUUCUGACUUUGAAAUAACGAGCGAUCAUCAUACAAAACCUAUUGCAAUGGAAGGUUAUUAUUUAGACAAGCUCAAGAAUACUCUUGAUGUUUCUGAUGAUUGGAAGUUUAUUAAAUGCCCAAUUGAAGGAUCAUGUUUGGGAAAAGAUGAAUGCCUAGAUUCAAUGGAACAUUAUCUAUGUGCAGAAUGCAAAUUUGGUUAUACUAACAAUUUUAAUAAAGGAGAAAGAUGCACGCCAUGCCCAGCUACGUCAGUUAACAUUGGUAUACAAUUUGCAUGGUAUCUUGCAUUACUUUUAUUCAACAUUGUAAUCGCAUGUUUAAAUGUAUCGGCUGGAUUUAAUAGAAGGUCGAUACACUCAGUUGUUAUUAAAAUUGCAUUAAAUUAUUGCACUUGUAUGUCAGUAUUGAAUGUUAUAAAUUAUAACGAGAUAUCAUUGCCUAUCCAAGUUACAAAUAUUAUCAACGCAUGGUCCAGAAAGUUUUCUUCAUCUAAAAGAAUGUAUUUGAUGUCGAUGGAUUGUCUAAUUAGGAAUCACUACAAUGUUUCCCAUGCAGAUUCAUUUUUCUACUCAAUGAUGGCAUUUGCUCUUCUACCUAUAGUUUUAAUAAUAUCGGUAACAAUAUUAAUGUGGAUCAUAUUGAAUCUUAUUAAAAUAAAGAAGCAUAAAACCAUUAAGUCUAAAAUCUUACUUCUAUAUCAAGCCAAAUCUCACGGGUUAGAUGCACUGGCAUCGAGGCUGAUCCACAAAUAUUCUAACGAAAGAUUGUUUCUAAUAUUUCGAUACAUUUCAUUGCCUGGACAAAAUGGUUUUGUUAAAUUCUUACACUUUCUAGAUGACAUGAUCCCAAUAUAUGUGACAGUGCUCUUUUCAAUUCAUGGUACCAUAACAUCUAAUAUGUUGAGUUUAUUGGAUUGCACGUAUAUAAAUCUUGGAAAAUCAGUCCCUGGAAAAUAUGUUUUACGCCCAGCUAUGAGUGUACAAUGUUCAAUAGACCCAUCUAAAGGAUAUAUUCCAUAUUUGCUAUUGGGCCUUGGCGGCCUAUUGAUUUGGGGGCUAGGAAUACCAUUAAUAUCAUUCCUAGUGUUAUUUACCAAUAGGAAGAGGUUACACAGUGCAGAUAUCCGACGAAAAUAUGGAUUUUUACACAAUGGAUACGAGAGAUCAUAUUGGUUUUGGGAGUCUGUGGUCUUUGCACGCAAAUGCUUAGUAUUGGUAAUUGGAAGCAUAGUAAUUGUACCAUCUAAUAAACUAAGUGAAUCUAGAAUAUGGUUGGCACAAGGUGUAGCAUUAACCUUUCUAAUAUUAAAUCUAAUCUAUCAACCAUUUGAUAAAAGGGAUUAUUUUGUGCUUCGUCGCCUAGAAAAUAAUUCUAUGGCUUCUUGGAUAUUUACUUUACUUUUAACUGAAAUAAUAUUGGAAUCUAAAUUACAAUAUUGGUACACAUUUUCUUUCUUAUUAUUUUCCCUUUUAAUGAAUCUAGCCUUUUUAUUACAAGUUUUAUUAUCAUUAUUUUAUGCAUAUUGCGACAAUGUAAAUGCUACUAAAUCUUUUUUUGAAACGCCAUUUUUACGGGUUAUUUUUAAGAACCUUGCGAAUAUAUCAAUACUACGCAAGGCAUCCGAAGCAGUUAUAUCUUUAAGAGUAGUUAAACGAGAGCCUUACACCAUAAGAAACGAUACUAACCUUCCAAAGAAUUUGUUAAAAAUAUUGAAAGAGCAUGACAUCUCAGUGAAGGAAUACGAAGACAUUCCAGCAACCACCACACUCUCAUCAACUUUAGUAGUCGGUUCUUCCUUUAAACGUGAGUUAAGUGCAGGAGAAAGGGAAUAUUAUUCUCAUGUAAUGACUGAAGCCUUUUCAUUUGCUCCAUGCCAUUUAGAGUUAGAUUUAAUUCCAAAAGAUUUCGUCGAAUUCAUAUUAAGGUUGUGUAUGGGUGUAUAUCAAUUGGAGUUAGAAACUAAUGUGACCAAAAAGUUAGUUGAUUCAUUAGUAGAAGGCGAUUUGAAUUCUCUUGUGCACCUAUCGGAAUUCAAUUUAGUUCAAACAAAUGAUACGUUGCAGGAUAGUUUAAUAAAAGCAAUGUUCAACGAAGAAGCUCUAAUGUAUGGAGCUCCAUUGAGUGACUUUUACCAAUGCCUUUCUCAUUUAAAAUGGCAAGAUUUUAGUAGAAUAGCGGGAUUAUAUAAAUUAUUUAGAAAAAAAUUAGAAGAAUUUAGCACAAAAAAAGAGCAUAGAAGGGUGUGUGAAGAGAGAUUAAGCGAAAAUAGUUUAGAUGGCUUAGAAAAUUUAUUAUCAAGGUACUAUACUGCCAACCCUAUAGUAAAGUUAGCUGAGCUGACGGGCGGGUUGUAUGGGCAAGAAUUAACCUUUACUGAUCACUUGCUCAAGCUUGGGUUUAAGCAUGUAGAUCACAGUUAA